This is a messenger RNA of Oryctolagus cuniculus (rabbit), 485 nucleotides long. NCBI's taxonomy places the organism in Eukaryota, Metazoa, Chordata, Mammalia, Lagomorpha, Leporidae. The record is from RefSeq and is a predicted model, not a curated record.
AGACCCGCCAACAUGGGCCGCGUGCGCACCAAAACCGUGAAGAAAGCGGCCCGGGUCAUCAUCGAGAAGUACUACACCCGCCUGGGCAAUGACUUCCACACCAACAAGCGCGUGUGCGAGGAGAUCGCCAUCAUCCCCAGCAAGAAGCUGCGCAACAAGAUCGCGGGCUAUGUCACGCACCUGAUGAAGCGGAUCCAGAGGGGCCCGGUGAGAGGCAUCUCCAUCAAGCUGCAGGAGGAGGAGCGGGAGCGGAGAGACAACUACGUGCCCGAGGUCUCAGCGCUGGAUCAGGAGAUCAUUGAAGUGGAUCCUGACACGAAGGAAAUGCUGAAGCUCCUGGACUUCGGCAGCCUGUCCAACCUGCAGGUCACGCAGCCUACAGUGGGGAUGAACUUCAAAACGCCGCGUGGAGCCGUGUGAGCCUUUCCGCUUCGCUGUCGUAUUUUCAAUAAACUUGGGACAACCAAAAAAAAAAAAAAAAAAAA